Messenger RNA from Gymnogyps californianus (California condor), 660 nucleotides. RefSeq names its product cysteine-rich venom protein pseudechetoxin-like. The coding region runs from base 1 to 660 and encodes 219 amino acids. NCBI's taxonomy places the organism in Eukaryota, Metazoa, Chordata, Aves, Accipitriformes, Cathartidae. The transcript is spliced from 8 exons. Gene Ontology annotation, cellular component: extracellular region. The record is from RefSeq and is a predicted model, not a curated record.
AUGAUUCUGCCAGUGGUGUUCCUGUGUCUCACAGCUGUGCUGCCUCUGUCCACUGGAGAGGUCAUGAGCUACGUGCCUCUCCCUUUGCUCACACUCCCAUCCUCUCAACAUGAACCUGAAAGUCUCGAUGCUCUGUCAACUAGCAAAGCAGGUCAGCAAAAGUUGAUUGUUGACAGACAUAAUGCCCUCAGGAGAGGAGUAAAACCAACUGCCAGCAACAUGUUGAAAAUGGAAUGGUGUCCUCAGGCUGCAAAGAAUGCCCAAAAAUGGGCCAAUCGAUGUACUUUAAGUCACAGUCCUGGUAACAUGAGGAGAACCACUGUACAAUGUGGCGAAAAUCUCUUCAUGUCAUCCGCCCCUUUCCCAUGGCCAGAUGUUGUUCAGGCCUGGUACGAUGAGGAGAAAGAUUUCAAAUAUGGAACUGGAGCAAAAACACAAGGUGCUGUGAUUGGCCAUUACACUCAGGUGGUUUGGUACAAUUCUUAUCAAAUUGGAUGUGCUGUCGCUUUCUGUCGCAACAGUAAAUACAAAUACUUUUAUGUCUGCCAUUACUGCCCCAUGGGGAAUCUACGAAGUUCAAUUCAGACACCCUACAAAAAAGGAGAACCCUGUGGUGAUUGCCCUAAUGCUUGUGAGAACGGAUUAUGCACCAAACUUUGA